This is a messenger RNA of Chlorella variabilis, 3486 nucleotides long. RefSeq lists its product as hypothetical. Lineage: Eukaryota; Viridiplantae; Chlorophyta; Trebouxiophyceae; Chlorellales; Chlorellaceae. The coding region runs from base 1 to 3486 and encodes 1161 amino acids. Gene Ontology annotation, biological process: regulation of synaptonemal complex assembly. The transcript has 10 exons. The record is from RefSeq and is a predicted model, not a curated record.
AUGGAGCAGCAGACCAGUUCGCUGGUGCUGGCCCUGGGCGGCUUCAGCAUCGCGGAAACUGAGCAAUCGGAACUGCCAGCGCCUCCUGCUGCCACCGGUCACGCCCGCCAGGCCCGCCAGGUUGCGGCGGGCACUGCCGCUCUUGUAGACCAUGCCCGCACCAUCGCCAACAGGGCCCUGGAACGCUGGCAGGAGGCGGGUAGCGACAUGCUGGAACAGGAGGGGGAGGCGCUGGCGUCGCUGUGCUUUGCGCUGCAAGCCAUGCUGGGGCCCUCGACGCGGCUGGCAGACGCCGACGAGCGCAACCUGUUCGACCUGGCUUCUGCGCUGUGGGGCGCCAGCCUGCAAGCGCUGUCGGCCGGCGGCGCGGCCGAGGCGGCCAGCGCGCCACUCGACCGCAUGGGCAGCGACCUGUUUGCGCUGGUGGACGGCGACAGCGACGCCACCCAGGACUGCGCGCGAUACGUGGCCUACUUCAGCGCCGCUGCGCGCAGCUGGGCGGCGGCAGGGCAGCGGGAGAAGGCCGGGUGGUGUGUGCAGCGCGCCAUGCGCUACUCGCAGCAGCUCGAGGCGCUGGUGGGCAGCGAGGAGGUGGGGGUGGAGCGCAAGGAGGGCUAUGUGGUCAGCCUGUUCAACCUGUACAUCGAGGCAGCCAAGUCCUCAGCCGACAACAAGCAGCAGGCUCUGGCCACCAAUCUGCUGAGCAGGGCGGUGCAGCUGUCGCGGCACGCGGCGGUGGGCCCGGAUGCUGCGGCGUGCUGCGCCAUGGCGGUGGCCGAGCUGCAGCUGGAGCAGGCGCGCCACAUGUUUGCCAAGGGCGGCACCAUGUGCGGCCUGGCAGCCGCUCUCCUGACCAGCAGCUACCAGCAGCUGACCACGGGCGACCUGCAAAGCGCAUGCAUGGGUGGCGGCCCGCAUGCCGCGGGCCUGAUGUAUGCGAAGAAGCAGGUGCUGGCGCUGCUGUGCAAGGCGCACCUGGCCAGCGGGGAUGCGGGGCUGGCAUCCAAGGUUCUGGACGCGCUGGAGGGGGAGGCGCCUGGGGCGGCGGCGGCUGACCCCGGCAUGCAGCUGGUGUAUGUGGAGGCCAAGGUGGGGGCUGGGCGGGUGCCUGAGGCGCUGCGCUUCCUCAUGGCGCUCAUCCAGAAGCAGCAGGCGGACCCGGCAGCUGACGCCGCACCCGGGGCUGCUGACGCGGCGGCGGCCACCUUCCUGGCCGGCCUGCGCCUGGCGCUGCGCCACAUCAGCGACGACACGCUGCCCAGCUUCCAGUCGGCCGUCAGCGCGUUUGUGUGGCGCGCCACCGCAGCAUCCCCGCCCACGCCGCUGCUCGGCCUGGGCAGCGAGCUAUGCCACAGGCUCGCGCUGCAGGUGCUCGGCAGCGAGGACGUGUCGGCCGCCGCGCACCGCGAUGCCGCCGUGCUGGCACAAGUCCACGGCCUGCUGUUCCACCGUGCCGCCCACUGCCUAGAGGCUGGCAGCUGCUCUGCCGCCAAAGAGCUGUUCGGCGCGGCCCUGCAGUUUGCCAGGCCGGAGGCUCGCGCCAAGAAUGCGCGCGCGCUGGCGGUGUGCCACAGCCGGCUGGGCACGCACCAACGUGCGGCAGAGUACCUGGCCAUCGCGGCCAGGCACGAGCAGCAGCCCAGCAGCCUGACGCAGCUGGCGCGCCUGCAGGCGCUGGCGGAGACGGGGGAUGCGGUGCAGGCCGUGGCAGCCAUCCGCAGCCUCACCUCCUGCCUCGACUUCCACCCCUCCCUCAUCGCCGCCAUGUGCCAAGCUGCGGCCAAGGCACAGCAUCCGGCAGUAUACAAGGAGGCCCUCAGCUCAGCUACACAGCUGCUCAUCAAGCCUGAGGCGGCCACCAGCUCGCUGCCAGCCGGCCAGGAGGCGGCGCUGCUGCUGGGUCUGGUGCGUGCCAUCGAUGCCUGCCUCAGGGCGGCAGCGCCAGCGGCAGAGGCGGGCACAGGGGCGCCAGCAGGUGGCAGCAUGGCAGCGCUGUAUGGCGAGCUCUUAGCAGGCGUCAAGCUGGUGGCCAGGCGGCUCAAGCUGCUGGGCUGGCGCAAGUUUGUGGGCGCCUCACAGGACGAGGCCAGCACUGUGCAGGCCAUCUGCGCCACGGCCUACAACCAGCUCCUGGCGGCACAGCAGCACGGCGCACACGAGCAUGUGGUGGCCCUGGCGACGACCCUGUUCCAGCUGCUGCCGCUCGCUGACCAGCAUCUGCGGGUGGAGGCCACCGGCGCGGCGCAGCAGGCGCGGGUGCUGAUGCUGGCGCAGCAAGCCCUGCUGGACCUGCAUGCUGUGCAGUCAGAAGGCGGCCAGAAGCUGGCGCUGGCUGCCAAGCUGCAGGCUCGGCUGGCCCAGCACAUGCCCUGCCUGGCCCCGGAGCAGCAUCCCCAGCUGCACCUCCUGCACCACAUUCUGUGCCUGGAGACAGCUGCCCGGCAGGGCGACGGCGCAGCCCUGCUGCAAUGCAUCAGCAAGCUGCAGGCGCACGCCGGCCAGCUGACGGCUGCACAGCGUGCCAGCAUUCUGAGCACCGUUUGCAGCCAGCACAGCAUGGUGGUGCAGGAGGCUGCUGCUCGCCUGCUGCUGGACAGCAUGGCAGCUGAUGGCGGCCUGCCUGCCAUGUCGCUAUUGCCCGCCAUGCUUGGCCAGCUGUCGCUGUCUGCUGAAAUGCGACUGCGCGCAGUGUGCCGCUGCCGCCAGCUGCUGGCCGCCAUGCCUCUGGAGAGCCGCGACUCAAGCUGGAUACAGUGCACUGAGUGGCUGGCAGUGCAUGCCUGGAACGAAGGCACCAAGCUGGCACGAAGGCACUCAGCUGGGCGCAGUGAGCAGACAGCAGAGCUGAUCAGGGCAGCGGUGCAGCUGCAGGAGGCAUGCGCGCCGGGAGGUGCUGAUAAGCUGCGCCGAAUGCGAGCAGCGGUGGCGGCAGCGGGCCUAGACGAUGGCGCUGUGUCUGCGGCAGGGGCCAAGGUGGCAGAGGGCGGCAUGGUGGUGGCGGCAGCGAUCUCUGUGGCAGCACGUGCGGGACAUGUGGUGCAGGACAUGAGCCCACAGCCGCCCAUUGCUGCUGCGGCAGCUGCCUGCCAGGCACCACCGCAUGCCGCCGCUCUGCCCGAGGAGAUGGCUGAUGCGGCAGCAGUGCCAGGACCUGCUGCUUCCGAUGCUGUGCUGCCCACGCCGGCAUCAAUGUCGGCGGAUGAGGAGGAUGGGCUGUCAGACAGCGACGGCGAGGGCGAUGCUCCUGGCGGCGGCUGGCUGGCCUCCAUGCUGGCUGCCCACAAGCGGGCGCUUGGCGAUGCCGGCGAUGGGCCGGCCAAGCGGCAGGCGGUGGCGGGACCUCUGGGCCGCAGGGCAGCAGCCCCCGCCUCCUUUCCCAGCCGGCGGCAGCGGGGCCCUCCUGAGCAGCCGGCGCCAGCAGAUGUCGACGGCGCUGAUGCUCUGAGCCUGGCCGACAGCAUGCCAGGUGGCUUCAUGGCGCUGUGA